GGGAAACUUCGCGGGAGCCCCGCGACACGUCUCAGGCGUCUUUUCUCCCAGGUCUAUUCCCAUUCCUCCGGAGAAGGGGACACAGUGGGGUUGGGGAUCUGGAGCAGGGGGCCUGCACCCUAUAGGGACCAAGGCCUGUAGGACUCGUUUUAAGCUGAGAGCGCCAACGGACAGACGUAGACUGUGUGGCCUGCAUCUUGCCUAGGAAGCCGAGGGGCUCCUAGUCCGGCAGUGGAAACAGCGCGAAGCCGGAGGACUGCAGGUCCUGCCCCGGCCCAGAGUUCCCAGCACCCUCGUUUCUGAAUCAGCCGAGACCACGGAGAACUGCUGUACGGCAGCUCACGUGUGAACCCGGUCACCAUCGCCUUCACCCCGGGAGGAAGGCAGAUUCGUUUACCCCAGACCACCUCGACUGUGGGGUCCCGCCCCCGGAGCCGGCUGGAGCCUAGCCGCAGGCGCAGCCACGCCCUCCCGCUGGGCUCAGAUUUCCACCUGGUAUUAGGUGAACUGAUUGGGGGUUAAUGAGAGCGACGCCCCGGGCAGCUAGUUCCCUCCCGGGCCCGGGCCCGACCCCCGCUCUCUGCCAAUGCAGCCUGCGCGUUCUGGCGUCCUGUCUUUUUUGUCUGCUAAAUUAUCGGUGCACUGCCGACUCGGGACACCUAGCAUUUCCCAGUCAACGUUGGCGGAUCGGGCUCCACUUCCCUAGGACAAGAUUUUUUGGUCUCCGCCGGGCUGGCUAAGCCCUCGGAGUGACCGUGGGUGACAGCGGCUCCAGGGACUCUUGGGGCGCAGUGGGGAAAGUGCCGGACCACCAUGCCGCGCUCAUUUCUCGUCAAAAGCAAGAAGGCUCACAGCUACCACCAGCCGCGCUCCCCAGGACCAGACUAUUCCCUCCGUUUAGAGAAUGUACCGGCGCCUAGCCGAGCAGACAGCACUUCAAAUGCAGGCGGGGCGAAGGCGGAGCCCCGGGACCGUUUGUCCCCCGAAUCGCAGCUGACCGAAGCCCCAGAGAGAGCCACCGCAUCCCCAGACAGCUGCGAGGGCAGCGUCUGCGAACGGAGCUCGGAGUUUGAGGACUUCUGGAGGCCCCCGUCACCCUCCGCGUCUCCAGCCUCGGAGAAGUCAAUGUGCCCAUCGCUGGACGAAGCCCAGCCCUUCCCCCUGCCUUUCAAACCGUACUCAUGGAGCGGCCUGGCGGGUUCUGACCUGCGGCAUCUGGUGCAGAGCUACCGACCGUGUGGGGCCAUGGAGCGCGGCGCUGGCCUGGGCCUCUUCUGUGAACCCGCCCCGGAGCCGGGCCACCUGGCCGCGCUGUACGGCCCGAAGCGGGCUGCCUGCGGCGCGGGGGCCGGGGCGCCAGGGAGCUGCAGCGCAGGGGCCGGUGCCACGGCUGGCCCUGGCCUAGGGCUCUACGGCGACUUCGGGUCUGCCGCAGCCGGGCUGUAUGAGAGGCCCACGGCAGCGGCGGGCUUGCUGUACCCGGAGCGUGGCCACGGGCUGCACGCAGACAAGGGUGCUGGCGUCAAGGUGGAGUCGGAGCUGCUGUGCACCCGCCUGCUGCUGGGCGGCGGCUCCUACAAGUGCAUCAAGUGCAGCAAGGUGUUCUCCACGCCGCACGGGCUCGAGGUGCACGUGCGCAGGUCCCACAGCGGUACCAGACCCUUUGCCUGCGAGAUGUGUGGCAAGACCUUCGGGCACGCGGUGAGCCUGGAGCAGCACAAAGCCGUGCACUCGCAGGAACGGAGCUUUGACUGUAAGAUCUGUGGGAAGAGCUUCAAGAGGUCAUCCACACUGUCCACACACCUGCUUAUCCACUCAGACACUCGGCCCUACCCCUGUCAGUACUGUGGCAAGAGGUUCCACCAGAAGUCAGACAUGAAGAAACACACCUUCAUCCACACUGGUGAGAAGCCUCACAAGUGCCAGGUGUGCGGCAAGGCAUUCAGCCAGAGCUCCAACCUCAUCACCCACAGCCGCAAACACACAGGCUUCAAGCCCUUCGGCUGCGACCUCUGUGGGAAGGGUUUCCAGAGGAAGGUGGACCUCCGAAGGCACCGGGAGACGCAGCACGGGCUCAAAUGAGCACCCUGGCUGGCUGCAAGCACCAGCUACACAACACUACUGAGGGCAGCCUCUCUGCUUGCCACCACUCCGCUCCCUGCUUGCCUCCACUCCCUUCUGACUUUCCAGACCCCAGGUCCAGUCUGCAGAUCCUACCAGGGUGCUCCUCCUUUGCCUUACCUCCUGGAGCUGCCAGAAGAGAUGAGGUACCUUUUCAAAGUGCAGCUGAGAGUGAGAACCAAGUGACUCUCUAGGCUUCGGACACAAAUAGGCUCCUCUACACCUGAAGACAAAGGCAAAGUCAAAUGGGGACCAGAAUAAAUCUUAGACCCCACAGUCCUUCCCAUUUCCAGCCCUAAUCUACAGACAGGAAUGCCCUUCAGGUUUCUUCCCUCCCCCUCUUGACCUACCCCAGAUAUUUGUGUGGAAGAGGAGGAAUCACCAUUUACAAGGUGGACAAAUGCUAAUAUUUUUAUCUAGAAAGAAGAGUGAGUGUUAACUUUUAUUUUUUUCCUUCUGGGGAGUCUGUUGACUCCUUUCUUUUGGGUGCUGCCUAUAAAUCUUGGAGGAAUCAUUUCUCCUCCUCAAAAACUGAUUCAGAAACUGACUUGGGGAAGGAAUUUAAUACUUUGAAGUCAUGAGAUGCAUCAUCAAGGCUACCCCCAAGAAGGAGCAGAAGAGAAGUUGGUGAUGAGAGGGGAUUAGAGGUCCUCCCUUCAGUAGGCCUGUGAAAGCCUCAUCACUGGAGGUAAAAGCACAAGCAAUGCCUGUGGACAAGAUGUCAUUCAUUCACUCAGCAAAUGUCCAUGGAUCACCGGCUACCAAGGUACCAGGCACCAUGCUAGGUAUUGGGGAAGAGAGACUGAAGUCACAACCCCUGACUGCUCCUCAAAAGCUAACGGUUGCACCUCCAAGUGGCUGGGUCUGUUCUUACUCUUGGAGGGAAUUCUGAGAAGACAACACAGAAUUGUAAACCUUCCCUUUUGACCCUUUUGGAUUUUAUCAGGUGUAAACAAAAAGUAGCUGAACAGUUACUUCAAAGAUAUGUGUGUAUAUUCAGUUUUUUAUUGUUAAGCUGAUAUUUUAAAGAUGUCUGAGCUAGCACGCAUGUGGGAAGGAAGGCUCUGUCUUCAACUCUUUGACCCUCCAUGUGUACCAUAGAGGGGGGAAAAGUGGUAUUUUCACUUUGAUGAGGUUGGUAAAUGUUUUUAGAUCUUCUGGUAUGCAUUAUGUUUGUUAAUACAUAUUUAUUAGAGUGAUGUUUUAAGUUAAUAAAGUAUUAAGAGUAU
Molecule: messenger RNA, 3350 nt
Organism: Nomascus leucogenys (northern white-cheeked gibbon)
Lineage: Eukaryota; Metazoa; Chordata; Mammalia; Primates; Hylobatidae
Gene: GFI1
Product: growth factor independent 1 transcriptional repressor
Cellular component (GO): nucleus
Source: RefSeq, a predicted model, not a curated record